Erpetoichthys calabaricus (reedfish) is the source of this 899-nucleotide messenger RNA. RefSeq names its product protein C19orf12 homolog. The coding region runs from base 242 to 667 and encodes 141 amino acids. NCBI's taxonomy places the organism in Eukaryota, Metazoa, Chordata, Cladistia, Polypteriformes, Polypteridae. The record is from RefSeq and is a predicted model, not a curated record. The transcript is spliced from 3 exons.
GUCAUUGUGCUACUCUGCUGCGUUAACUUUUCUGGAAAGCCGGGUCUUUGGAGCUAAAUGGAGACGUAACAACACCUUUGAAAAGUAUUUUAAAGCCACACUGGGAAGAAUAUGCCGGCGAAACAAGGCUGACGUAGUGGUUCUUAUUGCUGACAUAUAAACAUCGCAUGAAGAGGUUUUGUGUGCCUUUGGUACGUCAUUAGGGGAAGCUGUCCUUCGAUCGUGAAAACAUUUUUCAGAGAUGCCUGUGCGAACAGAUGAUGUCAUGCGCCUUUGCUGUGAUCUCUCUGAGCAGCAAAAAAUGAAGGUGGCAAUCAAACAAUCUGGAAAAGGGGCAUUACUUGCUGGUGCAUCAGCUUUUGUUGGUGGCCUUGUGGGGGGUCCUCCAGGAAUUGCAGUUGGUGGUGCAGUCGGAGGCCUUUUAGGAUGCUGGAUGACUAGUGGCCAGUUCAAGCCUUUGCCACAGAUCCUAAUGGAACUCCCGCCUCAGCAGCAAAAGAAACUUUAUGAUGAUAUCAUGGCAAUCAUUUCCCAGUUAGACUGGACGGAUGCUGCCCAACUCACGGCCCUGGUCAUGAGCAAUGCUGCCAUGCAACAGAAAGUGGUGGCAGCCUUAUUGAAUUAUGUCACACAAGAGCUCAGAGCUGAAGUCCAGUAUGGAGACUAACCACCUUUGACAUUUAUCAUAAAGAUCAAAAUCUCAGUCGCUAAUAGUCUGGUUCCAGCAGAAGUGUUUUUCUAGUGUGCUAAUUAAGGUUUAUUUUUGGGACAAAAUGAGUGAUGCCUUACAAGUUGUUUUUUGAUUUUUAUUUUCAAUUAUGUACUGCAGUGUGAAAGAAAUUGACUGGACCAUUUCUUUCUGAAGAUUAAUUUAAUAAUAAAUAUAUUAAGGCCAAUUG